CCCAUAUGUAAUACUAUUGAAGCCUUUAUACUUAAUAUUCUUUUUCUUUGAGCCGCCGUUUUUGAGAGAGCAACCAUGUUGCAGGUCGUGUCUGAUAUUGAUGCCGCUCCGUGUCAUUUCCCUACGGAGAGUCUGGGGAAUGAUGAUGUGCGAGGCUUCAAGUCGAUCCCGGUCGCUCUAGGCUCCCUUUCGACGCCUGUCUCCAGCGAUGCCUUGCUGAGGGCUUGGGCUGUGGUCCUCCGUUACUAUGCUGGAAGUGAUAUCAUCUGCUUCGGUCGGGUCGACGACACCACCGACCCUUCGUCGCGCUUUGCUCUGUGCCAUGGCGACAUUCCCAUCGACACUCCCCUUGAAGCGAUUCAGGCUUCGACAUCCGAGCUCGUGGGUGAGUCGUCGACAUCCGCGUCGCUUGGACAAUGGAUGGAAUCGAAAGCUUCCAUCAACACUCUCGUGUGGAACUGCUUGGAUCAGGUAUCCGAGUCGCAAUUGCAAGAUCUGCAAUCCACUCAGGGCUCCCUUGCCGUCAUCCUCUCCUCCAACCCCGAACAACAGGCCACUCUGGCCUACGCAUCACAUACUAUAGGUGACACCAUCGCUUCGUCAGUAGCAGAGGCAUUGGCCCGUGUGGUGAAUGCUAUCGUCGACGAACCUCAAACCCCUAUCGGGGAGCUGGACCUCUUCGGUCCAUCCUCGUGGAACCAGAUCCAUGAAUGGAACAACACCGUUCCGGACAUGUUCGAGGCCUGCCUUCACGAGCUGAUCGACGAGAGGGCUACCACACGCCCCGACUCCACGGCUCUGGAAUGCUGGGAUGGCUCGGUCUCGUACUCGCAGCUGGUAGACUAUACCUCUCGGCUGGGUAACUUCCUUAUCUCCCAGAACAUCGGGCCGGAAGUCUUCGUCCCCGUCUGUUUCGACAAGUCCCUGUGGGCCGUAGUAUCGAUGCUGGGUGUUCUCAAGGCCGGCGGAGCUUUCGUGUGUAUUGACCCGGCACAGCCCAUAGACCGUUUGAGCACCAUCAUAGAAGAACUAGAUGCGAAGAUCGCCUUGGCUGCGCCAGAGCACUGCGCCAAGCUGGCCGAUGCCCUCCCCCAAGCCAUCGCCGUCGAUGCAACCUUCAUCCGUCAACUUCCCCCUUGUGCCGAACUCCCUCGUCGCGCCUCGCCCCGUGAUGCCGCUUAUGCCAUCUUCACCUCUGGCAGUACUGGCAAGCCAAAGGGUAUCGUGCAGGAACACCGGGCCGUUUGCUCCAGUGCAAAAGAACAUGCCAGCCGGCUGAACAUCACCCCCGAAACCCGAACGUUCCAGUUCGCCGCAUACACCUUCAUCGUCAACACAUUCGAGCUCUUCACGCCCCUCGUGGAGGGUGGCUGCGUCUGCGUGCCCUCCAAGGAGGACCGACUCGGCCGCACCACCGGAGCCAUGCGCGAUCUGCGCGCGAACUGGGCCUGUCUGACCCCCUCCUUCCUCCGAUCCCUCAAGCCCGGCGAUCUGCCCGAUCUGAAGACUCUCCUGUUGGCUGGAGAGCCGGUUCAACAAGAUAACCUCGAUACCUGGCGCAGCCGCGUGCAGAUGCUGAACAUGUACGGUGCCAGUGAGGCGUCCGUCUGCGUGACGGGUGAUCUCUCGGGCCCCGUUGGGCGAUCGACCAUCGGUCGGGGUGUUGGUGUUUGCACCUGGGUUGCCGACGUUACAGACCAUGACCGUCUGGCCCCUAUCGGUGCGAUCGGAGAGUUGGUCGUGGAAGGGCCUGUCCUCGCCCGGGAAUAUAUCCACCAGCCGGACAAGACGGCUGCUGCUUUCAUUGCGGACACUCCGUGGUUGAAGAACAUCCGUGGUGAACCCCCGUAUCGGGCAUACAAGACCGGUGACCUUGUCCGAUAUGGAUCCGAUGGCCGAAUCAACCUUGUCGGGCGUAAAGACAUGCAGGUCAAACUGCGUGGCCAGCGUAUCGAGCUGGAAGAGGUCGAGUUCCAUCUGCGUCAGACUCUUCCCCGGGGCCUUGAGAUCUCGGUCGGUUUGGUCAGGCCCAGCGAUCAGCCUGACCGGCCGUUCCUUGCUGCGUUCGUUGCCUUGAGCAAGGGAUUUGCCGAUGGCUUCCACCUGGUCGAUCCGGAGUCUGCCGAGAAGAUCGAGUCGCUGACGGUUGACUGGAAGAGCCUUGCCGCCCAGGCCCUUCCUGGAUACAUGAUCCCGUCUACGCUCGUCAAAUUGAAGCACAUGCCGCUCACGGCGUCCGGCAAGACGAACCGGAAGGCCUUGACAGACUUUGCCUCGCAGCUCACACUGGCGUCUCUGUCAGGUGUCACCAAGGGCGAACGCAAGGAGCCCGCCACCGCCACUGGACAAGUGCUGCGCAAGAUGUGGGCCGAGGUGCUGGAGAUCUCGGAAGAGACGAUCUCCGCCGAUGACAGCUUCCUGCAGAUUGGCGGUAACUCCAUCGACGCGAUGAAGCUUGUGAACGUGGCCAGAGACGGAGGCAUCGGCCUCAGCGUGGCGGGAAUCUUCACGCACCCGAGACUGGACGAGAUGGCCGAGGCCUCUUCUACGAUGGAGGAGCUGGAGUUCGAAGACGUUCCGUUCUCACUACUUCCAGAGGGAGCCAGUGGAGAAGAGCUGGUUGGAAUGGCCGCGGACCAAUGCGGCGUCGAGAAAUCGGCCAUCGAGGACCUUUACCCCUGUACGGCCUUGCAGGCUGGAUUGCUUGCGCUGUCAGACAGCCGGGGCGGUGCCUACGUUGCGCAGCACAGUUUGAAGCUGCCAGCCGCUAGCGUCGACAUCGGAAAGUUCAAGCAAGCUUGCCAGCAGGUGGUGACGGCGCACCCGAUCCUUAGAACUCGCAUUAUCUACCCUCCCGAGUUCACCGCACUGCAGGCGGUCCUCCUGGGCGACAUCGACUGGCGGUCGGCUGACACUCUCGAAGAAUAUCUUGAAACCGACAAACAGCAGCCUAUGAAGGCAGGCGAUGCUCUCACGCGAUAUGGCCUCGUUCCCGACGGUGAUGGCUGGACCUUCGUGUGGACAGUGCAUCAUGCCGUCUACGAUGCGUGGACACUGGAGUUGGUCUUUGACCGCAUCGACAAGACAUACAAGGGUCAGGCCCCUGAAAAAGACACCACCUUCAAACAGUUCAUGAGCUACGUCGUCAACACCGACAAUGAGGCUGCCGACGAGUACUGGAAGCAGUACCUGAAGGGUGCCGUCCGCACCGAAUUUCCCUGCGUUGUCUCGAUCGCGAAGCAGCCUGUUGCCGAUGCCUCUGUGCACCGUGAGAUGAAGCUCAACCGACCGGAGCAAGUGUCCGGCAUCACCAUGCCGUCUAUGAUCCGCGCCGCCUGGGGCAUGAUCGUUGGAUCCCACUCGGAAUCUGACGACGUUGUCUUCGGAACCAUCGUCUCUGGACGCAAUGCGCCUGUCCCUGACGUGGACCGUCUCGUUGGACCGGGUAUCGCUGCCGUGCCCGUGCGCGUCAAGGUCCCCGAGUCUGACUCUGUGACCGUCUUCGACUUUGUUCGCGGCGUGCAGUCGGAGGCCACGACGAUGAUCGAGUUCGAGCAGACCGGUCUUCAGAACAUUGGCCGUCUCAGCUCGGACGCCAACUCCGCCUGCGAUUUCCAGACCUUGCUGGUCGUGCAGCCGGCCAAGGAGAAGGCCGCCGUCCUCGAGGAGCCGGAUCUGCGCAACGUGUCCGACGCCGACGCCAACUUCGGUACUUACGCUCUUACCUUGGAGUGCAGUCUCAAGGCCGACGGGGUAUCCUGCGCCGCUCACUACGACUCGGACCUGAUUUCCGAAGACUACGUCGAGCGUGUCCUUGGUCAACUUGAGCACCUUCUCGACCAGAUGUGCUCCUCGUCCGACGACAAGAAGAUGGGCGACGUAGUCUUGCUCGGUCCUCAGGACCUAGCCAACAUCCGCGAGUGGAACCAGGAUAUUCCGGGUCGCAUGGACCGGACCAUCCACGAGAUCAUCGGUGACCGUAUCGCCGAGCGCCCCGACCACGAAGCCGUUUGCUCGUGGGACGGAUCCUUCACGUACGCCGAGCUAGACCAGCAUGCAGCCCGUCUGGCCCGCCGUCUCGCGCAGUCCAACGUUGGUCCCGAGGUGUUCGUUCCUUGCUGUUUCGAGAAGAGCCGGUGGGCCCCGGUGGCCAUGCUGGCCGUGUUGCGAGCUGGCGGUGCCUUCUUGAACAUCGAUCCCUCGCAGCCGCAGAACCGCAUUCAGCUCAUGAUCCAGAAAUUGAAGGCUAGGACCAUCGUCUGCUCGCCUCAGCAAUACGAGCUGUGCGCCUCGUUGGGCGAUGACUACGACGUCGUGGUCCUCGACGAGCAAACCCCAGAGCAAGAAAUUCCCGAGACCGCUCCUGUGAACCCCGUUGGUCCCGAGAACGCAGCCUACGUUAUCUUCACCUCUGGAAGUACUGGAGAGCCCAAGGGCACGAUCAUCCAGCACGGAUCGUACUGUUCCGGAUCGACCUCCCACGCACCGGCGAUGCUGAUGGAUCGCAACACACGAGCCCUUCAAUUUGCGUCCUUCACUUUCGAUGCAAGCCUGGUCGAGAUUCUCACCGUGCUCGUCAUCGGCGGUACGGUGUGCUUCGCGUCGGAGGAGCAACGCAAGCGAGAUGUGACCGAGGCCGUCCGGACGCUCAAUGCGAACUGGGCCGCCCUCACGCCGUCCUUUAUCAACCUGAUCAACCCCGACGAUGUUCCCACGCUCAAGGUUCUGGUCCUGGCGGGUGAGGCCAUGUCGCAAUCCCACCUGGAUACCUGGGCUCAUCGCGUGCGACUUGUCAACGGGUACGGUCCCAGCGAGUGCUGCGUGGCCAGUACGUCCAACUGGGACCUGACGGUUAAUUCGAGCCCGCGCAACAUCGGCCGCGCCUGCUCUGGUGCGUCGUGGGUUGUGAUGCCCAACAACCACCACCGUCUGGUGCCCGUGGGAAGCGUUGGAGAACUGGUGAUGGAAGGAUGGAACGUCGGCCGGGGUUAUCUGAACGAGCCUGAGAAGACCCAGGCCGCUUUCGUCGAGAACCCUAGGUGGCUCGACCCAACCGAUGACACCCGCCCGCCGGUGGUCUACAAGACUGGUGACCUCGUCCGUUACAACCCAGACGGCACUCUGCGAUUCGAGCGUCGUAAGGAUACGCAGGUCAAGCUGCGUGGUCAGCGUGUGGAGCUAGGCGAGAUCGAAUACCGGAUCAAGCAGAGCCUGCCUAACAAGCCCGAUGCCGUCGUCGACAUCGUUUCCGCCAAGGACGCCGUCGAUCAGCCUCGCCUGGUGGCCUUCCUCCCCAUUUCGCGUGAGGACGCCAUGGAAACCCCGGUGGAUGUGGAUGCGAUCAUUCCGCCACCGGAUGAGCAACACGUUGCCGCGCUGUCCGGUCUCGAGGACCGUAUGGCCGAUUUCCUCCCCAUGCACAUGAUCCCCAACACCUACCUGCCCGUGUACUACAUCCCCAAGCUGCCCUCCGGCAAGGCGGACCGCAAGACCUUGAAACGCGUCGGUGGCCAACUGACUCACCGAGAGAUGGCCCAAUACUCCGGUACCACAGAGGAGGCGCGUCCGCCCACCACCGAGAUGCAGCAUACUCUGCAGCAGCUGUGGGGCGAGUGUCUGAAGAUGCCUGCGGCCCAGAUCAGUCUCAACGACAACUUCAUCAGAUUGGGCGGAGACUCCAUCACUGCUAUGCGUCUCGCCUCCGCCGCUCGGUCCCGCGACAUCCCUCUCUCUACGGCCUCCGUCUUCCAGCACCCUACCCUGGAGGCGAUGAGUGCCGUCGCCGAGACCCUGACGCAGCAGAAGCUGCCCCAGACCUUCCAGCCGUUCUCGAGCGUCAAGUCCAUUCCCAAAGACAAGCUUCUGGAUGACAUCGUGCUGCCCCAGGUCGGGGUGCCGGCGUUCCAGGUCGAGGACGUCGUGGAGGCGACGGACUUCCAGUCGCUCGCGAUCAACGGCGGUCUGAACCAGACCCGCGGCUGGAGCAACUACCUCGUGUUCGACUUCAACGGUCCCAUUGACCUUCGCCGACUGCAGAAUGCCUGCGACAAGUUGGUUGCACAGCACGCGGUCCUCCGCACUGUGUUCGUCACCACCGGAUCCCAGCUGCUGCAGGUCAUCCUGCGAUCGUGCACGCCCGAGGUCACCUUCCACGUUCAAGACGAUGAGGAUCCCUCGGAGGCGCUUGUGCGAGACGAUCUUGCUCGUACCCCCCGCCUCGGCGAGCCCAUCGUACGUUUCAUGGUGGUCAAGAACGGCGCUGUCAAGCACCGCGUCAUCAUGCGCGUGUCCCACGCCCAGUACGACGGCUCGUCGAUGCCGCUGCUCAUGCAGGACCUCGGCACGGCGUACAAGGGCGAGGACCUCAUCCCGCGACCGCAAUUCUCCGACUUUGUGCGCAUGCAGCUGCACACCAGCGACGGGGCCGAGGCCUUCUACAAGGACAUGCUGGCCGGAUCGAAUAUGACGCAGCUGGUCUCGCACUCCAAGAUGUCGACCACCAACGUUCUGAACACCAUGAUCGUCGAGAUGGUCCCGCUGAUCGCCUUCAAGGACCACGGCAUCACCCCGGCCACCGUGGUCAAGGCCGCCUGGGCAAUGACCCUUGCGGAGAUGGCCUGCACCUCGGACGUGGUGUACGGCCACAUGGUUUCAGGUCGCAACCUGCCGCUCAACGGCGUCGAGUCCGUCAUGGGUCCUUGUCUCAACAUCGUCCCCGUGCGAGCCAACAUGGCGACCAUGGCGACCGUGCAGGAGCUGCUGCAGCUGAUCCAGCAGCAGCAGACCGACACCAUUCCACACGAGAGUCUCGGCUUCCGACAGAUCAUCGACCAGUGCACUAACUGGUCCAAGGAGACGCGUUUCAGCACCGUGUUCCAGUACCAGGAGUUCGGCGGCGAAGACGUCACCCAGCCCAUCACCAUGGAAGGCAAGACCACCGUGGUGCCUGGAUUCAUCUGCCCCUCGCCGGACGCCUGCGACAUGUCCAUCCUGGCGACUCCGGUUGGUGAGCAGGUGCGAAUUGAGAUGAUUUUCUCGACUCACGCCAUGACGCGAUCGUUCGCGGACGCCACGCUGCAGAAGCUCGCGGCGAGGAUCAAGGAGAUCGCGCGCACGGGCGUCGCGGGAAGAAUGCCAUCAUUUGUGGGCGAGCCUCAGAUUCCUUUGCCGGAGCCUGGCCGUCGCAUGACGAAUGGAGUCAACGGGAUUGUUGGACGGAUUGUCAACGGCAUCAACGCGCAGAACGGAGUGAACGGGGUCAAUGGAAAUGAAGUGAACGGAGUCCACGACGCGGAAAUGCCGCCGGAGGAGUCGUAUCACGUGAACCUGCUGGCCUCGGUGCCUCUCUAA
Molecule: messenger RNA, 7350 nt
Organism: Aspergillus steynii IBT 23096
Lineage: Eukaryota; Fungi; Ascomycota; Eurotiomycetes; Eurotiales; Aspergillaceae
Product: acetyl-CoA synthetase-like protein
Exons: 2
Coding region: 76-7350 (2424 amino acids)
Biological process (GO): amino acid activation for nonribosomal peptide biosynthetic process; secondary metabolite biosynthetic process
Cellular component (GO): cytoplasm
Molecular function (GO): catalytic activity; phosphopantetheine binding
Source: RefSeq, a predicted model, not a curated record